Messenger RNA from Acanthoscelides obtectus, 779 nucleotides. NCBI's taxonomy places the organism in Eukaryota, Metazoa, Arthropoda, Insecta, Coleoptera, Chrysomelidae. The record is from the annotation of a GenBank genome assembly.
CUGGUUUUCGAAUAAUUAGGACUUUGCAGUUGAAUACGAUGCGGUAUUUAGAUCGUCAGAUUUUAUCGAUUUUUUUUUAAUGAGAGCAGAACAUGAUGAUCAUUAGUGCCCAGUCAGACGAAAUGUGCCGGAGCAGAAACGCCUGAAAAAUGUGGUGUAGAAGUGUAUGUUUUUUAUUUUUCAUUGGAUUGACUUGGUUUGCAAAUGGACAUCACCUAUUCGAUAUGACACAUGCUAAAGACGGCAUUCAUCCAUGUAUCUGGAUAGUCAUUCAUAGGCCUGCCCCUCCUCCACCUACAACACCAUCUGCUGGAAAUGGCGUUACUACUGUAGCUUCGGUAACCACGGCUACUAUGGAAGCUGUCAGCACUUUACCGCCAACUACAGCAGCAACCAAUGAAGCUACGACAACUUCUGUGGAAUCUACAACAUCUGAAGCACCUCCACCUUAAUUGCUGUUACUAUAUUAUUGAUCAAUCUAUGUAGUCACAGAUGUAUACACAAUAAGGCGAUACAUUCUGUAACUAAACAUAAUAGCCCGGACAAAAUACAUCAAAAAAUAUUGUAGAUUUGCAAAAAUCGUCACAAAGCUGAGAAUCGGUUACACAUACCUUAAAUACACCAAUUAUAUAUCAAUAGUAGUUUCCGUCUUACGCAUUCCUCUGUUAGAGACUGUCGCAAAAUAAGUUUCCUUAAGGUGAUUAUUCAACUGCAGGAAAUGAAAAAAGUCACAAGGACUCAAGUCAGGCGAAUACAGAGGCUGAGGAGACAAAUAGCAC